Suillus bovinus is the source of this 1415-nucleotide messenger RNA. Its product is annotated as ubiquinone biosynthesis O-methyltransferase. The transcript has 3 exons. Gene Ontology annotation, biological process: ubiquinone biosynthetic process. Lineage: Eukaryota; Fungi; Basidiomycota; Agaricomycetes; Boletales; Suillaceae. The record is from RefSeq and is a predicted model, not a curated record. The coding region runs from base 185 to 1174 and encodes 329 amino acids. Gene Ontology annotation, molecular function: 2-methoxy-6-polyprenyl-1,4-benzoquinol methyltransferase activity.
UUGUCAGUAGUAUUAAAAUACACCUCAGAUUAUUUCAAAAUGUGCCCGGGCCACCUCUCUCUUAGCAAGAUGAGCAACCCAAGUCCGAGUCGAACACUUGUAGCGUCAGUCACGGUCUAAGCACGUUUCUAUUGCUCCCGAACCUGAGGCGUUCUAGCACUAUCAGACUGCAUCGAGUCUUUUCAUGUUGUCUACGGCUGUCCGACCGACAACGCGCCUUUUGCGCUUUUGCCAAAACAUUCGAUGCUUCCAGUCGGCAGCAACAACAUCCUCAACUGUUAAUGCAGCUGAGAUUGCCCAUUUUUCUCGGCUUUCCUCACUAUGGUGGAACGAGCAAGGGGAGUUUUCGCUGUUGCAUCGCAUGAACCCUGUAAGGGUGCGCUACAUCCGAGAAAAAAUACUUGAGGCUACAUGCGAAGACCAAGGAGAGGAAGCAAGGAGAGAGUUGGAGUCGAAAUGCGCAGUGUUGACCGGUAUGGACGUGUUGGAUGUGGGUUGUGGAGGUGGUUUGCUCUCAGAGAGUCUCGCUAGGCUGGGAGCACGAACUCUUGGUAUCGAUGCAUCUGAAUCCAACAUUAGGAUAGCUUCGACACAUGCUAGUAGUGAUCCCCAGCUAUCUUCGGGCAAUUCAUUGGAAUACCGUCAUACUUCUGCAGAACAGCUUGUCAAAGAGCCCAAGCGGUUCGACGUCGUAUGCUCGAUGGAAGUUAUCGAACACGUCGAUAACCCGGUGGCGUUCCUUUCUGCCUGUGCUCAGUUGGUCAAACCUGGAGGCCAUCUUUUCCUUUCCACGAUUGCAAGGACGCCACUCUCCUAUUUCAUCACAAUUUUGGCCGCUGAAUAUAUCUUGCGCAAGGUAGCCAUGGGGACCCACACGUACUCAAAGUUCAUUAACCCUUCUGAGCUUAUAUCGUUCUUCCAAACUUAUCGAUCCUCGCCUUCAUCCUCCAGCAAUUUAACGGACUCUGGCUAUAUCAGCUCUGAUGCAUUUUCCAAACCCUGGAUAACACGUACGUAUGCUCAUGGUCUACCCACACGUUCGGAAGCGGACGUACGAGGAAUAGUGUAUAUUCCAUGGAGCGGAGAAUGGAAGUUGAUGUCUCGCUCUUCUACACCCUGGGGUGCUGUGGAAUGUAACUAUUUGUUUUGGAUCAGGAGACCCUUGGAGUCGUAGGAAGAGGUUCACAACCUAAAUACAUGCUGUUACCCAUCCCCUCACACAACGCUGCAAAUUGGUAGGUCACCCUAAGAAACGCGUGUGAUAAUUAAAUAUUUGCCUACAAUCAAUGAGGAGGCAGAGAAAAGCAUGGAUCUAAGACAUCAGCCUCUCCCCCCAGACAAGCCUUUGUCUGUGAGCUGUAUAGGCACCUGCAAUUGCUACCCAAGCAAUCCAUCCAAAUGUUAUGAAGGUUGCA